GCAAGGAAUGGAGCCAAGAAUGGGUUCAGAUAAUUGGCAAGGAACGGAUCCAGGAAUGGAUCCAGGAAUGGGCUCAGAUAAUUGGCAAGGAAUGGACCCAGGAAUGGGUGCAGAAAAUUGGCAAGGAAUGGAGCCAGGAAUGGAUCCAGGAAUGGACCCUGAUAAUUGGCAAGGAAUGGAGCCACAAAUGGGACCAGAAAAUUGGCAAGGAAUGGAUGGAGAAAUGGGUCCAGAAAAUUGGCAAGGAAUGGAUCCAAGAAUGGGUUCUCAAGAUUGGCAAGGAAUGGAUCCAGGAAUGGGCCCCGACAAUUGGCAAGGAAUGGAGCCAGGAAUGGGUUCAGAUAAUUGGCAAGGAAUGGAGCCAGGAAUGGGUCCAGAUAAUUGGCCAGAAACAGAUCCAGGAGUAGGUCCAGAAAGUUGGCAAGGAAUGGAGCCAAGAAUGGGUUCAGAUAAUUGGCAAGGAAUGGAUCAAGGAAUGGGACCAGGAAUGGGCUCAGGCGGGAGAUCAGGAGUUGUGUCAGGCAGGGGAUCGGGAGUGGGUCAAGCAAAUUGGCAAGGAAUGGUGGGACCUGAUGGUGAACAGGAUGCGUAUGGGUAUGGGGCCGUACCGGGUAUGGAUAUGGGCUAUGACCAGCCUCAACCGGGAUCCCACAGAGGCACCGAGAUGUGUCGAUGCAUUGGCGCCACAGCCAAUGGGCCUGGACAGGAAGGAAAUCCACCUGGCGCCGUGGCGUUCGGUGUUAUGACCUUCGGACGCAAAUCUAGCAUGAAUGAGAAUGUGUCCAGACGUGAUGAGGGGCUUGCUCAAAUACCAAGGUCUGCUUGCAGCGUGGACUAUGGUCUAUAUGGCCUCACUGGACCCAUUACCGAAGGCUCAUUGCGUGGACGGGAUACGCUCGGCCUGCCGGUCCACCUGCAAGGCAACAUGGGCCUCCUGAACGCCGUCAGUCGCGGCACCUGCAGCGAUCAUUUGGCCUGCGACGAGCUAUGCGGCAUCAAUACCGACUGCUUUGCGGGCUGCAAGAAACAUUGGGGCAGUCGCGCUGGCAUCCCCAAUCAGGUAUCCGGCGGCGUUCGCAUUUGCAACAACGAGUUCAUCAAUGCGAUCGCCACGUUUCUCAUGGAGGUGCUGGCCAUAUUGGUCUUUUUUGCCAUUUGCACGUUCACGUUUUGGAUAACGCUGGGCUACUAUAUAGUCCAGUUGUUGGUGGAUCUGAAGAACGCCGAUCGAAAUGUGCACGUGGCGGUGGGCACUGUGUUCGGCCUGCUGGUCCUUGCCUUUGCCAUAACGCUGGCCACGCACAGCGGUGGACCCUGCUACAAUCGUGCCCAUGCCAUCAGCAGGAGCAUCACGGCGACCGCCUCCGGCAGCAUAGCCAGCUGCAAGAAGUGCAACCAGGCGGUGCUGGCCAGCGCCAAAAGGGUCUGCGCCAGCAAAUGCCAUGUGAGUGGCAAACCGAAGCCAAUGCCAAAGGCGAAGGCGAAGGCGAAAGCAAAGUCGUACUCGUCGCCAUCGGGCUCGAUGGCCAAGGUCAGGCCCCAGCACAAGGCCGCCGCCAGCAGAUCCAGAGCGAAAUACACGGACUGCCAGGGCCGCAAGAUCUUUGAUAGGUCACGUCGCAAUGCCGUCCUGACGGAAAUGAAGCAGCCGCCCACGUGGCUCAUCUGGAUGCGCGACAGCGCCAACAGUAUUUUUCGUCGAGGAUAAAUAUUUUCGUACCGGAUCAACAAUUACCUGGCACAAAAUUCAACGUUUGACAUUCUGAUAUUAACUAGAAACCGUAUAAAUUAACCGAUUACCAUAGUCUUAACAGUAUAUAAA
Drosophila montana is the source of this 1822-nucleotide messenger RNA. RefSeq lists its product as uncharacterized. The record is from RefSeq and is a predicted model, not a curated record. The transcript has 2 exons. NCBI's taxonomy places the organism in Eukaryota, Metazoa, Arthropoda, Insecta, Diptera, Drosophilidae. The coding region runs from base 8 to 1708 and encodes 566 amino acids.